CCCUACGCGCGAAGGGCUGAUUGUUUGAGUUUGAUUUGAUUCAUUCGACUCGAAUCCAUUCUUCUGAUUCGAUUCCUUCUGUGAUUCCUUCGAUUCAUUCAUGUAUGAAAACCGCCUGUCUGUCAUACGUAUCAUGCUUGACUGUCCAUCGACGGCUUGGCUGUCUCUCCUCCAAAAGAAACGAAGCCAAAAACAUUGGAACAAAGGAUGAAGGAAUCUAAAAAUAUUUCUUCCAGAGCCAUGGCCAAGGAGACGUAUCGUAGAAACCUACGCACGACAGAUCGUAGGAGUAGUACGGUACUCGUACUUGUACGAACAAUAACUAAUGAACACCUCGACGACGACCAAAGAUAACCGAAUCGAAACAUCACAAGUGCCUGAAAGAGCCAGGGGACCGACAGAUCCAGCAGGAGAUUUUUUUGCACCGAUACAACACAUUGCAGUAAAUUACACAGAUCAAUCUACUACCAUGGCCGACGACGCACCAAAAGGACCCUCGAAGAACGAACUGAAAAAGAUGGCCAAGAAAGCGGAAAAGGCGGCCAAGAAAGCUGCCGCCAAGGGCGGCGGUGCCGCACCUCCAGCCGCUCCGAACGCCAACGCAGCAGCCAAUGCGGCCGCUGGAGGCAAGCCACCCCCCUCUUCGGUUGCCCUCCCCAAGGCCCCAAAGGUGCUCCUGUACCAGGGCGCGAAGGACGAUUCCGCCACUCUGAAGGCUGUGUACGCGUCUCUCCAUUACGGGAUCCCUCUGGGUGUGGCCAAGAAAAAGGAUGUUCCGGCGGGAUUCUCGGCGGCCGGAUCGAAAAAACCUGCCCUCUUUUACGGAACGACCGGAGAUUACGUUCUCGGGGGCGGGGGCAACGCCAUGUGCAAGGCCAUCGGACUGAUGGCCGGAGAGCCCCUCAGUUUCGAGGCCGACGAGUGGUGCGAGGUAGAGCGAACGACGUUGCGAACCGAUGGCAAAAAGCCCCUCAAGCUCGAUUCUUUGGCGGCUGCCCUGGAGGGAUCGGCGACGGGCGUCCAUCUGGUCGGGGAAGCGGACACCAUCGCCGACAUUUGCGUGAUGGUGACCCUGUCGAACCACGCGGAAAGCAUUGCGACGUGGCCGAGUAAGUAUAGUUUCGAACAACACGACAUGACAUAUCAUGGAACAGCGCAGUAUGUUUAGAUUUUGGUGCGGUUGGUCAAAGGGAAGGGUCGGACGAAGUCAGUGCGUUGCAUGGCUCGCGGAAACUCCGUUUCGGAAGAUUCUGCCACACACACAAGCACAUACACAGACCCGCGCACACAGGUUUUGCGCCGUCGUAGUGGGUGGCAUGUCACGGAAUGCAUUAGUGACUGCUCCCGAGUAGGCAACGCGACUGCCAAAGGCACUUCCAUUGUUUGCGCUCGAACCAUCGCUAUACAACGUGUCGCCACCUGAUUUUUUAUCUAACUCGUUUCUUCUUUCUCAACAACACUUUUUCGGUUUGUGGAACCAAAACUAACACCCGGUGUCCUGGCACGUCGCACACCAUACCAUAACAAACCAUACGAUCCCCUAACAUUCCAUACAAUGCGACUGUGACUCCAAAUCCAGGCUCCGUUCAAAAAUACUACCAGUGCCACUCCGCAGCCCUAGAAUCCGCCAAGGCCGCCGUUGGCAAGCACUGCCCCGUCCCCCCUAUCGACAUUAAGACAAAUCCCAGUCUCGUGAAGGUCCUGACGGCGAUCUUUACCGAGAUCAUCGAGGAUAUUGCCCCCGAAUUUGAGCUUCCUAAGAACAUUAUCAAGAAGUGCGACACCCCCAAGCACGGAGACUACCAGUGCAGUGUCACGAUGCCGGCCUUUGCCAGCCUCAAGAAAACCGGUGGCAUGCCCCCAGGGGUAUCGGGCCCGCAGCAGCUGGCACAGGUCAUCAUCGACAGAGUCGGGAAGGACCACCCCGUCAUCCAGGAAAUGCGCAUCCAGGGACCGGGAUUCAUCAUGUGCAAGAUCUCGUCUGUCUAUCUACAGUCGCACAUCGAAACCACCCUCAAGAACAAGUCCCUGCCCAAGCCCGUCAAUGACGGCCCACAGGAAACGUGCCUGGUCGACUUUUCCAGUCCCAAUAUUGCCAGUAAGUUCUAUGCAGUAGUGUAUUGUGGUGUAUUGAAUCUGAGUUUCAUGGUUCAGCCGCUCGUGAAAGCGAAGCAAAGAGAACAGCAUCGUUUGUUUUGUGUUCUUUUCUUUCAGUCGUUUGCACUUCCGCCUCAUCGUCACCACUACCUCUUGCUUUCUUAACGAUAGAGGAGAUGCACGUAGGCCACUUGCGUUCUACUAUCAUCGGAGAGGCCGUCUGUCGCAUAUUGGAAUUCGUUGGAUACAACGUUGAACGCAUCAAUCACGUUGGUGAUUGGGGCACCCAAUUCGGAAUGCUUAUUCAAUACCUCAAGGAGGAAUAUCCCGAUUUUGCCAACAACAUGCCCAAUAUUACGGAUUUGACAGCGUUUUACAAGGCUGCCAAGGAACGAUUCGACGACGAUGCUGACUUCAAAAAGACGGCCCAGCUGAACGUUGUGAAACUCCAAUCCGGAGACGCAGAAUGCAUCGAAAUCUGGCAGCUUCUCUGCGACGUUUCGCGCAAGGAAUUCCAAAAAGUCUACGACCGAUUGGAUGUUACGGUCAAGGAGUGUGGCGAAUCCUUCUACAACGACAAGAUUCCACCUGUCAUCGAAGAAUUCAACGACGCUGGCAUCCUAAGCGUCGAAGAGGGAGGAGCCAAGUGCGUUUUUGUGGAAAAUUACAAGAUCCCCCUCAUGCUGCAAAAGUCAGACGGUGGAUUCGGAUACGACAGUACCGACAUGGCAGCCCUAAAGUACCGUCUGUUCACGGUCAAGGCCACCCGAAGCAUUUACAUCACGGAUUACACACAGGGAGACCACUUUGCCAUGUGCUUCCAAGCGGCCAAAGACAUUGGCUGGCUCAACAACGGACAGCAACUCCAGCACAUUGGUUUUGGAACGGUGCAGGGAGAAGACGGAAAGCGAUUCAAGACCCGAUCCGGCACCACGGUGCGACUCGUGGAUCUACUGGACGAGGCGGUCAAUCGAAUGGAGGGAUCCCUGAGGGACCGAAUUGCCAGCGGAAGGGCCCAAAUCACAGAAGAAGAAGUCCACGAGGUCGCAGAAGCCGUCGGAUACGGAGCCGUCAAGUAUUUUGACUUGCGACGAAACCCAACCUCCAAUUACAAGUUUUCGUACGACGCCAUGCUGGACACCAAGGGAAACACCGCCGUCUAUCUCCUCUACUGCCGCGUUCGAUUCGAGAGCAUCAUGCGCAAGGCCAAGGCCGAAUUCGACUGCGACGUCGAAGACCUUAUUGCCUCGGGAGAAAAGAUUGUCAUCGAGCACGAGUCGGAGCGAAACCUCGCCUUGCAGAUCCAGUCCUUUGCCGACGUCCUGGACCAAACCCUCGACGAUUUACUCCCCUACCAUAUCUGCGACUAUGUGUACCAACUGUCGAUCGCAGGAUCCGAUUUUGUCACCCAGUGCAAGGUCCUGGGCACCCCCGAGAUGAAGAGCCGACUCCUGUUGUGCCACGUAACGACCACUUCGAUGAAGCAGUGCUUUGAUCUGCUAGGAAUCCGCCAYAUCAAGAGAAUCUAGAGAGCAAUUAAUUUAAUCAUGUAAG
Messenger RNA from Pseudo-nitzschia multistriata, 3651 nucleotides. The record is from the annotation of a GenBank genome assembly. NCBI's taxonomy places the organism in Eukaryota, Bacillariophyta, Bacillariophyceae, Bacillariales, Bacillariaceae.